This is a messenger RNA of Drosophila obscura, 2524 nucleotides long. RefSeq lists its product as uncharacterized. The coding region runs from base 293 to 1597 and encodes 434 amino acids. Gene Ontology annotation, molecular function: zinc ion binding; nucleic acid binding. Lineage: Eukaryota; Metazoa; Arthropoda; Insecta; Diptera; Drosophilidae. The record is from RefSeq and is a predicted model, not a curated record. The transcript is spliced from 2 exons.
UACUAUCCCCUAAUACCACUGUACAUACAUUUAAUACUAGCCAUUAAGCCCACUGUAAUCGUGUUCUCAGCACCAACACAUAUAGAGACACUCUCAAUGUAAAGAGAGCGCAAAGAAUACGAAGGAGAAAAGGAGAAGAAUAAAAUGAGAGCGAGAUCAGUUUUGGAUCGAGCAGAGACGAGAAAGCACGCGUUGUGAAUUGCUGCCCAGACUACAAUUUCAGAAGUGGUUCAGAAGCCCACUAAAGUUAGAACUCCCACUCAAUUAAAAGCUACUGACUAAAACAAUAAAAAUGGAUAAUCUCGACAUCAACAACUAUACACUUAUCGGAUUGAAGACUUGGUGUGCUCGAUUAAAUCUGCCCACAGAGGGUAGUAAGGCCAGCUUGAUUGCAAUGCUGAAUGAAAUUCCUGCAUUUGAGCGUGGACCUGGACCAAUAAUCGACAAUCAAGGCGCAAUUCCAAAACACAAAGAAAAUAACGAAAUCAACUACGCAUUAAAAGGCACUGGCGAAAUUUCUGGAGACUCCGACAACGGCACUGUACCCACAGCUUCAGCUAGCAGUGUAUCAGACAAGGACGGAUAUACUGACCUGCUCGUUGAGUUCGACGCACACAACGAAACGUUGAGGAAAGAAGAAACGCCGAUUGAAGCAAUAGUGCAGACCACAAAAAAGAUGUCGUUGGUAUUCGAAAAAGACAACAAAGAAGAAAUCGGAACAUUAAUAGAAGUUGGCAGCUCCAGCCCCACUCCGAUAAAUAGUAAUUUUGCAACACUAGAACAAACCAUCGAAAACCUGCAACACGAAAACGAACAGCUGCGCAAAAAAUCAGCUGUCCCAUUUAAUGUAAUAAAAGAAUGCGUUCCUGAGUUCAAUGGCGAAGGUGAUAUUGAUGUUUGGCUAACCUGCAUAAAAAAUGUUCAAGCCAUUUUCAAAGUUGAAGAUGACAUUAUGCGCUCACUCAUUUGCGCACGCAUUAAAGGCAAAGCCAGUGCUUGGUUCUUCGCAAACUACUCGCCUCUCUCCGCGGGCAUUGAUCAAAUUCUACAUCAACUUCGUGUCAUGUUUGGAAACAAGGACAACAUUCUGGAAACUCGUCGCAAGUUUGAACAACGAAAAUGGAUAUUUGAUGAAAAGUUCGUGGUGUACUAUCACGAAAAGUUGCUACUUGCCAAAGAUCUAAAUAUGAACGACGCUGAGACCAUACAAUACUUGAUUGAUGGAAUCCCGGAUCAACAGUUACGCAAUCAAGCAUUGCUUCAAUGUUUUGUCUCGACAGAGGCUAUGCUUAUGGCUUUCCAGCACCUGAACAGACCUCGUCCACCACCCACCAAGAUGCGUCCUUUCUUGGCUGACGUUAAGAACUACACAGGACCCAAGUCAGAUGUAAGCCAACCAGGGACCACAACUACAUCGUCACAGGCCAUGAAAUGUUACAAUUGCCAUAGCUUGGGCCAUUCCGCAGCCGAAUGCCGCAAGCCUGUACGCCCAGAUGGAGCUUGCUAUGCCUGUGGUGAAUACGGGCAUGUGGCCAGAGAUUGCAAGCUGUAUAAGAAGAACAUCAAAGAAACUAAAAACGAUUACAGUGCCUUCUAGACUCGGGAAGUCCGAUCUCAUUUGUUAAACAAUCAAUAGUUCCUGAAGGACUUAAAAUUCGUAACACUGAAGACCAUGAAGAUUAUGUUGGAAUAAAUAAUAGUAAAUUAGUCAUUUUUGGAAAAAUAUUUUGUAACAUUAUAACUUCAAAUAAAACUGUUAAUAUUGAAACAAUGGUCGUGAACAAUGAGUCUACAAGGUACAAUAUGGUACUAGGUAGAGAUUUCUUAGAGCUAUGCAAUUUACAAUUAAUUUCAGUGAACGAUACUAAGACCAGAUUGAUCGAUGUAAAAUGGUAUGAUAACUAUGAACAGCCUGUAAGGGUAGGCAUCACAGAAACAACAAAGAGUAUAAGACAACGUAAAGUCUCAACAGAAGAGUCAAAAGUAGAGCCAAAAGUAGAGUCAAUAGUAGCGGAAGUAGUAGAGCCAAAAGUAGAGUCAAUAGUAGCGGAAAUAGUGGAGCCAAAAGAAAAAAUCAACGUAGCGAGCUAUCACAAAGUUAAGUCAAACAAUAAAAUUAAUAUUACAAAUUCAAAGCCAGAAGUAGUGAAAUCGAAUCCUUUUAAAAACAAUGUACAUAUACAAGGCAAAGAAAACAUAGACGUCAACGUAGAAGGCGAGCCAAACGAUUUUGAUAAAGAAAUGUUAGCCAUCAAUGUUGUGCAAGAAGGCAACGCUACUUUCAAGGUGGGGGAAGAAAUUAAUUAUAAAGUAAGAGAACAAUUCAAACGUAUCUUCGAAGAACAAUAUUUGCUAGCCAAUAGAUCACUAGAACCCAAAGUAAAAACUGUAAUGAAAAUCACGGUAGAGAGUGAUAAACCAUUCAAUUGUCCACCACGGAGAUUAUCAUACAUGGAAAAAACAGAAGUACAAAAAAUUCUAGAUGAAAACCUAGAAUUAGGUUAUAUACGUCCCAGCGAAUCAG